Messenger RNA from Dentiscutata heterogama, 348 nucleotides. The record is from the annotation of a GenBank genome assembly. Lineage: Eukaryota; Fungi; Glomeromycota; Glomeromycetes; Diversisporales; Gigasporaceae.
AUGACAUCUUCAACAACAAUUUGUGGCAUUUUAUUAACUACCGUUUGUUUAUCUUGUGAAAUCCGUUUUAAUAUCGUUGAUGACGUCAAAAUUGGAAUUUUGCUACGAGGUACAGUUGAUAAAAUUUGUGGAACCAAUCUGGUUGCCGUGGCGGAAUUAAUUCUAAGCGUCGUAGAAUCUGUGAUUGCCGCAGUAGAAUUAAUUCUGGGCGUCGUGGAAUUAAUUCUGAGCGUCGUGGAAUCUGUAGUUGCCGCAGUAGAAUUAACUGCGAGCGUCGUAGAAUUAACUCUGGGCGUCGUGGAAUUAAUUCUGGGCGUCGUAGAAUCUGUGGUUGCCGCAGUAGAAUGA